Paralichthys olivaceus (Japanese flounder) is the source of this 2383-nucleotide messenger RNA. RefSeq names its product motilin receptor (gene mlnr). The record is from RefSeq and is a predicted model, not a curated record. Gene Ontology annotation, cellular component: plasma membrane. Gene Ontology annotation, biological process: G protein-coupled receptor signaling pathway. NCBI's taxonomy places the organism in Eukaryota, Metazoa, Chordata, Actinopteri, Pleuronectiformes, Paralichthyidae. Gene Ontology annotation, molecular function: G protein-coupled peptide receptor activity.
CCAGCUCUGCCACUUCAUGUGAUCCUCCUGCUGCUGCUGCUGCUGCUCCAUCGACACAUUCUCUGACCAAGAGGAAGUUGGAAAAUUGAAAAUCCAGCUCAUUUGCAAAAAGCUGCCGGUCGAGUCUUCAUUUCAUACGUUACUGCACCAGUGGAGGUCGUCAUGCCCUGGACCAGAUCCCAGGUGGACCCUCAUGCCGCUGCAGCAGAGGUCAUGGACCACUACAGCGCAGACGACCACCACUACGAGGGCUCCCUGUUCCCCACCUCCACCCUCAUCCCCGUCACCGUCAUCUGCAUCCUCAUCUUCAUCGUCGGGGUGACCGGCAACACUAUGACCAUCCUCAUCAUCCAGCACUUCAAGGACAUGAAGACCACCACCAACCUCUACCUGUCCAGCAUGGCAGUGUCCGACCUCAUCAUCUUCCUCUGCCUGCCCUUUGACCUCUACCGCCUGUGGAAGUACGUUCCCUGGCUGUUCGGCGAGGCCGUGUGCCGCCUCUACCACUACAUCUUUGAAGGCUGCACCUCGGCCACCAUCCUCCACAUCACGGCCCUGAGCAUCGAGCGCUACCUGGCCAUCAGCUUCCCCCUCAAGAGCAAGGUGGUGGUGACCAGGCGCAGGGUGCAGUACAUCAUCCUCGCCCUGUGGGGUUUCGCCCUGGUCUCUGCAGCUCCCACGCUCUUCCUGAUCAGCGUGGAGUACGACAAUGACACGCACCCGGACUACAACACAGGCCAGUGCAAACACACCAGUUACGCCAUCAGCUCCGGGCAGCUGCACAUCAUGCUGUGGGUGUCCACCACCUACUUCUUCUGCCCGAUGCUCUGCCUCAUCUUCCUCUACGGCUCCAUCGGGUGCAAGUUGUGGAAAAGCAAAAAUGACCUGCAAGGCCCCAGCACCUUGGCCCGGGAGAGAUCACACAGGCAAACUGUCAAAAUACUGGUGGUGGUGGUGCUGGCCUUCAUCAUAUGCUGGCUGCCGUACCACAUCGGCAGGAACCUCUUCGCCCAGGUAGAUGACUACGAAACGGCCAUGCUGAGCCAGAACUUCAACAUGGCCUCCAUGGUGCUGUGCUACCUCAGCGCCUCCAUCAACCCUGUCGUCUACAACCUCAUGUCCCGGAAGUACAGGGCGGCGGCCAAGCGCCUCUUCCUGCUGCACCAGCGGCCCAGACAAGCCCACCACGGCCAGAGACAACUGUGCGUGACCAGCCACAUCUCCACCCUGAACGAAAGCCUGACCGGCGUCUGAGGCGCACUGAGCUGCUCGAGCCGAAGAGGAAACUCGUUGAACACGUGCAGUGAAAAGUGGGAAUUCAGGGCUGAGAGCUGCAGCACCUCAGUACAACAUCUGCAGCACUUUGUUCACAGGGACCGUGUCAACCAUGUCACAUGUAGUUUUAAUGUCAAGCAAAUACUAAUAUGUUAGAUUCCGAGCAAAAAAUAUAAUUUAUAUUCUCCUGUCUCAGUGUUAUGCACUUAAUGCAAGAGUAUUUACCUCUAGCUUGUGCGCGGCUACUUGUUUUUCUUGUUUGGCGACAGUACCUGCACGGUUUCACUUCACAAUUAUCAUCAGGCCGCUGCACGCAUUAAUGCACGAUUUGUCUUUGUUACUGACAGACGAUGUUUUGCCACAUGUGACUGUUCAUUUGUAAUGUUUAAUUGUGGUCUCGGCUCCCCUCUGACGUGUGAUUGAAUUUGUUUAAUGCAUGUCGAACAAUUGUUAUCGUGCUGUUUGUUGUUGUCAUAAAUCAAAGGAAAGAAAACAAGUAAAUAACCAAUCAGCCGUGGACCAUUAGUUGUGCAGAUGUGAGAUGGGGUAUUCCGGUGUGUGUCUGUGUGUGUGUGUGUGUGUGUGUGUGUGUGUGUGUGUGUUUUGCAGGGCUGUGUGCAAUCUCUACAGCGAAUAGAUGGAACAUGACUUAAUAAUAGCAGAUAAGUAUGAAAAUAGGGCAGUUGUUUCUCUGGCUCUGUGUGCACGUGCAUGUAUGUGUGUGUGUGUGUGUGUGUGUGUGUGUGUGUGUGURUGUGUGUGUUCCAGAGGCCUCCUGAGCCCUGAGGUUUUGGGAGCUGCAUACGUGCCGGCCGUCACAUGUAAUCUGACGUGGUUAUUUUAUUACCUGGCCUCUGAAUUGGAUUUACACUGGCAGACGACGUCCCUGCAUCACCAUAUUCAGAGUAAUGGCCGCUCUAAGUGUAUUUCAAAGAGGACAAAAUAUAUUAGGUUGUCAGCUGUGGCAGAGGUUAUUGCUUUUAUUGCCCCACACUUACAUAAUCCUGAUUCUACAACUCUUCUUUCGAUGUUGCAUUUAAAUGAGAAGUUGUACACGUGUACAUGUAAUUGUAACCUGAACAAUGUCUAAUCCCGAAAUAAACCCAGA